GCAAACAAGAAAGCCUCCGCUCGGCUCCAGCCAGCUGCCCGUUCGGUGAAAUGAGCAGGACGAUGUCGCUGACUGCCUUGCUCUUCCUUCAGAAGUGCUGAAAGCACUACUGAUCAUAAAAAAUACUAUAUUUCAUAUUGGGAUAAGCGAAAUCUUUGAGAAACUGCGGUUGAGCAAAAUCAUUUUUUUUACAAGUUGGGAAGUGGACCGUAAGCUGCAAUGCCUCUGCUGUUUUUGGAGAGGUUUCCAUGGCCCAGCCUGCAGACCUACACAGCACUGAGUGUGGCCUUGCUUGCUGGCAGCAUCUUCAGUGCCUACACUACCGUGACUGAUCCGGGCUAUGGGGCCCUGGACACAGAGGAUACACCAGCUACAUCUGAGGUCGAUCUUGACCAUCUAAGCAACCCUAUAAGUAAUUCAGAAUUGGCAACAACUGUCCUUUGGUAUCUUGUUACAGACAGUCUCUUUGUAUGGGUACUGGUCAACACAUUCUGGUGUUCUUUGAUGUUAAUAGCUAAAAUGAUACAGUGUGUUGUUUUUGGACCGCUUAGAGUCAGUGAGAAGCAGCACCUCAAGGAUAAAUUCUGGAACUUCAUCUUUUACAAGUUCAUUUUCAUCUUUGGAGUAUUGAAUGUGCAAACAGUGGAAGAGGUGGUCAUGUGGUAUUUGUGGUUCUCCGCUCUGGUCUUUCUCCAUCUCAUGGUUCAGCUCUGCAAAGACCGUUUUGAAUAUCUGUCUUUCUCCCCCUCCACUCCAAUGAACAACCAUGUGAGAGUGCUCUGCCUGCUGGUCUCCCUGCUCCUGGACUGCUGUGGCCUGGCUGUGGUCUGCGGCCUGUUGGGAGCCUCCCAUGGAAUGCACACGCUCUCCUUUAUGGCAGCAGAGUGUUUGUUGGUCACUGUACGAACUGGGCAUGUCAUCAUGCGGUACUCCAUCCAUCUGUGGGAUUUGAACCAUCCAGGAACGUGGGAGAGCAAGGGCACAUAUGUCUACUACACAGACUUCAUAAUGGAGCUGUCUAUGCUAUUUCUUGACCUCAUGCACCAUAUCCAUAUGCUGCUUUUCGGUAACAUCUGGCUGUCCAUGGCGAGCUUGGUUAUCUUCAUGCAGCUCCGAUAUCUAUUCCACGAGGUCCAGCGCCGCGUCCGCCGGCACAAGAACUACCUGCGCGUCAUCAACAACAUGGAAGCCAGAUUUGCCGUUGCCACUGCAGAGGAGCUGGCUGCCAAUGACGAUGACUGUGCCAUCUGCUGGGAUGCCAUGCUGACAGCACGCAAACUCCCCUGUGGUCAUCUUUUUCACAACUCGUGCUUGCGCUCGUGGCUUGAGCAGGACACGUCGUGCCCCACAUGUCGGAAAUCCCUGAACAUUAACGGGGAUGGGGCUCAGGUGAGAAGCCAGCAGCAGGGUGGUGGUUUGGAAGACAACAUCGGUCCAGUUGGAGCUGUUCCAGAUGCUAGGCCACACAUCAACCAGCACAACCACUUCUUUCACUUUGAUGGGUCUCGCAUUGCCAGCUGGCUGCCCAGUUUCUCUGUGGAAGUAAUGCAUACCACUAAUAUUUUGGGCAUCGCUCAAGCAAACAACUCCCAGCUAAUGGCUAUGGCCCAUCAGAUCCAGGAGAUGUUCCCUCAGGUGCCCUCCUACCUGGUGAUGCAGGACCUGCAGCUGACCCGCUCUGUGGAGCUCACCACAGACAACAUUCUGGAGGGCCGCAUCCAGGUGCCCUUCCCUACUCAGGCCAUAGAGCGUGCCCCUAUGCAGAUCAGUCCAGCGCCGGAUGAGCAGGCAGGUCCCAGUGGAACAGCCGACCAGGAUCCCACUGAGUCGGGUAACAUGGAGGUCAAAGGCAGUCGCUUCUCCAAGUCAGCCGAAGAGAGGCAGAAGAUGCUGAAGCAGAGGAAGGAGGAGAUGCUCCAGCAGGCACGCAGGAGAUUUCUGCACAAAAGUCCGGAGGAUCAGGAAGAGGAUUUGCCCACACUGGAGGACGACUCUGUCCAUGAAUUGGACUCAACUACUCUGAGACGUAGAACCAUGGCAGCAGCUGCAGAAAGACGCAUUCAAAACCCACAAGAUCCUGCCCCCUGAAUUCACAGUUUGGCUUCAGCAGGAGAGUAUAUGUGUCAUCAUCCCAAGAGGCAGUGACCGAGCUACCUCAACCUUCCCCCAUUUGAUAUAGUUAAUGGUCGUCACCUAAUCACAACAUGAAUUAAAAAGCAUAGCAAACAUGGCCUGUGAACUAUUUUGGGCUGUCUAAAGAAAGGUGAGACUAUUAAAGUGGCCACAACAUCACUGAUUCCACUCUGAGUAUUAGGAGCUUUACUUAAAUUCAUGGUUACAGUAGACAGGCAAGGUCACAUUGUCCUCCUCUCAGUGUCUCACACCACAGCUCCCAGCUUCUGCAGACAGUAUUUGUCAUGAUUUGAACUUGCUGUCACAAAUGAGCAUGCUUUGCAGAAGCAUUACAAGAAAAUAUUGCAAGACAGGAACAUCAUGAGAAGGAAAGACUUAAGCUACUACCUGAGUCCUCGAUUCCUUUCUAUUAGAUUUUUUUUUUUGUCAGUCGAUUUGCUCAUGGCAUAAAAGCUAAUUUAUCCAGAUGAAGAAGCUCGUCUGAUGUCUGCGUCAUGAGUUUCAACUGUGAAUUAAGUAGCAACAUGUUUUCAGCUCUUACUGGGAGUAAGAGAAAUUCACUUUAGUAUUGGUGAGCCUUUCUAUCUACAAUGAAUGUUUCAAUCAAAAAUGAUGCUGCAAACAAAGUGUUUUUGACCCGCAUGGGCUGUUCUGUAUUUAGUGUGUGAUAUCAUCCACUGCAAGCAGUUUGCAUUGUGUUAUUUAACAGCAGGGGGACGUUGUUCUGUAAAUCUUUUUUGUCUCUCAAUUCUUGUAUCCUCAGAUGGAUAUAUAACAAAUAAGGAUUGAUUACAUUGUGUUAAUGUUAAAAUCACCUUAAAAAUUGACACUCUGCUGAUGAGUAGUGAAAAUCUUUUUAUUUUCUUCUGUUGAAUGUGGAGGGUCUUAGUCGUAACAAGGUAUGUGGAAUAGUUAUUUAAGUCUGCAGCAACUGGACUUUGCUGUGUGUAUCUUUUGGGUGUUUUGCCACUUCAAGAGUCUUCGUCAGUUUGGGUGGUUGAAGCUCCAGAUUUUCCUCUGGAAAUGAUGAAUCCUCUUUAUACAUAAAAAAAAGCCUUGCAGCAAAUCUGCUUGGCUUUGAUUUAGUAAUUCUUCCUAGUCUUUAACCAGAAGGACUGAGAAUCUCUUGAAGAAGUUUUAGGGUGUUUAAUCUGCGCCACAUUUUUCUGCCCAUGUUGGAAAAUUUUAACAGCAACAGAACACAUCAAGAUCCACUGCUCAACGACAUUAUCUUGGCAACAAACACCACAGAACAACAUGACCGUUUUUUAUUUUAAUUUUUUUGGUGGGGGGGUAGGGGUCAGAUUUAGCUGAAUCUCUAACUGGCUGAGACAUAUCAAUGGGUGCUGGAGCAAGCCGCAUUAAAGUAAUUUAAUUUCUGUUGUUACAGCACAAAAGACAGUUUUUGUUUUCUUGAAUUCAAUCCCAAAGAGCAGCCCACAAACUUGUGAUCUCCUAUGCUUUUUUUUUUUUCUAACACAAACUCUGUAUGGGCGUUGCUGUCAGACUAUAUAGGAUUUAGGUUUUUAAAAGUUGAUUUCACAAAAAUGUUUUUUUUUUUAAAUAACUUGACAGCUUUGGUUUGAAUUUCAGUUUACUAAUUUCCUUAGCAACUUUAAAAAAGAUCAUUAUAUUUUUUGCUAUUCUUGGGUUACCUUUCACAACAAUUACUUAUUAAAUCAAACCUUUUUAUGGACUAAGCUUUCCUGUAUUUUGUGCCUAAAUCAAGGAUGGUUCAGUUAAGGAUAAUUUCUGUAAAUCUAGUUUUUGUAAAAUAUGUUAAUAUGAAAAACUAAAUAAACAGAGCUUCUACAGCUUUUUAACAAAACA
Messenger RNA from Menidia menidia (Atlantic silverside), 3963 nucleotides. Lineage: Eukaryota; Metazoa; Chordata; Actinopteri; Atheriniformes; Atherinopsidae. The record is from the annotation of a GenBank genome assembly.